Molecule: messenger RNA, 3174 nt
Organism: Hansenula anomala
Lineage: Eukaryota; Fungi; Ascomycota; Saccharomycetes; Phaffomycetales; Wickerhamomycetaceae
Product: potassium ion transporter
Exons: 2
Coding region: 1-3174 (1057 amino acids)
Biological process (GO): intracellular potassium ion homeostasis; potassium ion import across plasma membrane
Cellular component (GO): plasma membrane
Molecular function (GO): high-affinity potassium ion transmembrane transporter activity
Source: RefSeq, a predicted model, not a curated record
AUGGCUUCAAUCAACUUCAUACCUAAGAAAUCUUGGGGCUGGAAGAUCCGUGAUGCUGUUGGUGCUGUGGAAUCCACUUUGGGCCCUUAUUUGAAGAAAAUUUUCCCUUCAUUCAUUGCUGUUCAUUAUUUUUACAUCAUUAGUUGUGCAAUUAUUGGGUCCAUCUUGAUUUAUCCUGUUAAAACUGUCAAAUAUAUUGAUGCGUUGUUUCUUGCCUCGGGUGCUGCUACUCAAGCUGGGCUAAAUACUGUGGAUGUCAAUAAGUUAUCCCUCUACCAGCAAAUUGUCAUUUACAUAAUGUGUUGUUUAAGUACACCUAUUUUCAUUCAUGGCUCUUUAUGUUUUUUACGUCUUUAUUGGUUUGAACGUUAUUUUGAUGACAUUAGAGAGACUUCAAAAUUACAUUUCAAAAUGAGAAGAACUGCUACAAUGAUGGCUAGAACUCAAUCAAUGGAAAAUUCAAGAACUAUGGAAUCCGGUGUUCAAACUUUAGGGAAUAACAGAGCUAGGAAAUUAAGCAAGGCAUCAGCAAAGAAUAAUUCACAAAGCAACAACAUUACAGAACAAAGCAGCAGAACUUUUGUUGAACAUCAUUUUGAGAAUAAUAGCGUGGAACAUCUUUCAGAACCAAGUUCAGAUGAAGAAGUCCAACAACAACUCCCUCCAGAUCUAAGGCAUCCACAUGAUCCUAGUAUAAAUGAUGUUGAAGAUAUAAGUGAAUCUAAAACAACACCAAAUAUUAAAUUUGGAGACUUGCCAAAACCAAGAAAACAUGAAGUUGAACCUAGAGAUGUUUUCAUGUCAAUUUCAAUGUUGAGAAAUUCUCAACAAAAAGAUACAAAAGAUGAAGAAAAUGAAGGUCCCGCUUUAGUUAUCCAUGGUCCUGCUGAAAGGGAAAAACCAAUAAGGCAGAAUUCUGCAAUUCAAUUUGAUAUUCAAGAUAAGCCUUCAAGACAUCGCAGAAGAAAUCAUAAAAGAACACCCCGUCCAAGUUUAUCAAGCUUCAGACUUGGAAGUCAUCAUCGGGCCAGUAAUACAGCUGCUAAUGAUUCGAUCAAUGAGCAGCAUGACAUCGAUUCAAUCUUGGAUGAUAACACUUCACUCAAUACGAAUGAUGAUUCUCAUAAUUUGAAGAAAGUUCAAUCAAAUUUACAAUUACCUUCUUCUGAUCAAACUGGUGGUAAAAAAUUUGGUAAAAGGUCAAAUACUUUAGAUGUGGCAAAUCAUAAAUCUUCAUUAUUACAUAAAUCUCCAACUUUUGAGAGAAUGAUUAGACAGAAAUUGAAACCUAAAAAAAUUAGAAGAAGAUUUUCAUCAACUGCAAUUGAAGAUUCAUCUUUAAACUACUCAGAUUCUGAUACCGAAUCUGAUGAUGACUAUGAUCAAAAUUCAUUAUCAAGACAUAUGUCUACAAAUUACCUUUCUUGGAAUCCUCAAAUUGGUAGAAAUUCAACUUUUGUCAAUUUAUCAGAUCAACAAAAAGAAGAAUUGGGUGGUGUGGAAUAUAGAGCAAUCAAAUUAUUAAGUAAAAUUUUACUUUUUUAUUAUAUUGGGUUUCACAUUUUAAGUUUUUUGUUUUUAGUACCAUGGAUCCAUACAACAAAAACUUAUCAGGAACCUGUUACUUCAAGUGGUGUUACAUUAAGUUGGUGGGGAUUCUUUACAGCAAUGUCUGCUUUCAAUGAUUUGGGUUUCACUUUGACUCCAGAUAGUAUGAACUCCUUCAAUACUUCUAUUUUUGCAUUAUUGAUUUUAAGUUUCUUUAUUGUUAUUGGAAAUACUGGAUUCCCAAUCUUGUUAAGAUUUAUCAUUUGGGUGUUGUUUAAAUUCUCAAGAGACUUGUCAUUAUUUAAAGAAUCUUUAGGUUUUCUAUUGGAUCAUCCGCGUCGUUGUUUUACUUUAUUGUUCCCAUCUGCUCCAACAUGGUGGUUAUUAUUCAUUUUGGUUGUUUUGAAUGCUAUUGAUUUGAUUCUGUUUGUUAUUUUGGAUUUGAGUGCCUCUGUUGUAAAAUCAUUACCUGUUAAUAUUCGUGUUUUGGAUGGGUUCUUUCAAGCUAUAAGUACAAGAACUGCAGGUUUUGCAUGUAUUGAUCUUUCAAAAUUACACCCUGGUGUUCAAGUUAGUUAUUUGGUCAUGAUGUAUAUAUCCGUUUUACCAUUAGCUAUUUCCAUCAGAAGAACUAAUGUUUAUGAAGAGCAAUCUUUAGGUGUUUAUGCAGGUCAUCACGAACAACAACAGGAAGGUCAAGGUAAUAAUGAUGAUACUGAUCAUCAAAAUGCAACAUCAUUUAUUGGUGCGCAUCUGAGAAAACAAUUAUCAUUUGAUUUGUGGUUUGUCUUUAUGGGAUUAUUUAUUAUCUGUAUUGCUGAAGGUGAUCGAAUUAAAGAUCCCAAUUAUCCAGAAUUUUCAAUUUUCCAAGUUUUAUUUGAAGUUGUUAGUGCAUAUGGUACUGUUGGUUUAUCUUUAGGUUAUCCAAAUUCAACACCUUCAUUCUCUGGUCAAUUCAAUGUUGUUUCUAAAUUAGUUAUAAUUGCAAUGAUGAUUAGAGGAAGACACAGAGGUUUGCCAUAUUCAUUAGAUCGUGCUAUUAUUUUACCUUCAGAGAAGAUGGAAAUUAGAGAUAGAUAUCAAGAUUUACAUGCUGGUAAUCAUUUACAACGUGCAGAAACAAUGGGAAGUGUGGGUGAUCCUGUUCUUACUUUUUUCAAAAAUGCUGCUCCACAUAUUUUGAGAGAUCGCAUCAAAAGACCAUCAUUUCUUGGUGGGAGAUCUCAAUCUGUUAGAAGUACUAGAGACAACAGUUAUGUUUCAGGCUAUCAGGGAAAUACUUUUGAUAAUCAACAACCUGGUCAGUCAAAUAAUUCUGCCUAUCAUGAUCAUAACAACUCCAAUAAUGCACCAGGAUUCAAGGAUGUCCAUUUCAAUCAUCAAUACCCUUCAAAUGUUGAUGUAACUGAUGAUCUUGCUCCCCAUCAAGUUGAAAGUCACGAAUUGAAUGAUUUGGACUAUGCUCAUGUUGGGAAUAAUAGUCAUGUUGAAAGUGACGGUGAUGAUGAACAAGAUCAGUAUGAAGAUUCAGAGAAUGAUGAUGAUGAUGUUUACAGAGCUGAAACAUUUGGUGGUAAUGAAUUGCCUGAUUUAGGUUCAAGAAGAAAUUCAAACGUUACCUUAUAA